Messenger RNA from Colossoma macropomum (tambaqui), 2956 nucleotides. It is a transcript of the gene mamdc2a, whose product is annotated as MAM domain containing 2a. The transcript has 14 exons. The coding region runs from base 282 to 2348 and encodes 688 amino acids. The record is from RefSeq and is a predicted model, not a curated record. Gene Ontology annotation, cellular component: membrane. Gene Ontology annotation, biological process: nervous system development. NCBI's taxonomy places the organism in Eukaryota, Metazoa, Chordata, Actinopteri, Characiformes, Serrasalmidae.
UGACCAAAACAAUCCUCCAGCGUGAACAUCAUUUGCUGAGUGUGCUCAUCGGUUGCUGCUCCCAAUUACCAAGCGCUGACCCUCCUCCUUCCAGCUUUGGACAGCCUGCCAAGCACUCUGUCUCCACCGUGCUAAAACGAUGGGGACUUGAUGCUUGCAGCAAUUAAAGGAGUGUCUCUCUCCGUGCAGGAGUGGCCGGUAUUCUCCAGCACUCUAAUGUCCGACCAGUAUUCAGGCUGUGUGAUCUCAGCGCUGCUUCAACGCUCCUGCAUCUGUCUGCCAUGACUGCUCCUCUUCAUCUCCCAGCUCUCUCCGCGCUGUUAGUUGCAGUGGUGCUGGUGCUGGUGAAGGCUCAGCUCCAGCUGCUGCCCGGUUCCUGCAGCUUCGACCAGGACACAUGCGGCUACACGUCGGAUCCAACUUAUGCUUCGUGGACUGUAAACGAUGAAGGUCGCUUCAUAACAGCGGACUCCUCGUUUAUGGGGGAAGCUGACAGGGCUGUGUUGGCGAGCCCCGAGAUUGAGAUACUUGAGUGGAGCUGUUUGCGUCUGGUUUACCAAAUCACGGGGACGGGCUCCCUCCAGGUCCACUUACGCCCCCACGGCGAGAGCUUCGACUAUACACUAUGGAUGGCGGACAAGGCUUCCGACAGCUGGCUCAUAGCCAGCAUAGACCUCCGCAACAUUUCCAGAGCCUACCAGCUUUUAAUGGAGGCUCAGCCCAACCAAGGACCAGGAAACAGCAUCGCUAUCUUUGAAAUUCACAUCAUCCCUGGCUACUGUCUAGAGUGUAAUUUUGAGGAGCACCACUUGUGUGGCUACAGUAACCAGUGGAACCCCAAUGUGAACUGGUAUGUGGGAGGCAGCCUCACCCGAGACCCUCAGUCCAACCUCCCCAAUGACCACACCAUGAACGACCAGAGAGGUCACUACAUGUAUGUGGACUCAGUGUAUGCUAAGAGGUUCCAGGAGGUGGCUAAGCUCGUGUCACCAAUGACCACCACUCCGAUGUCCGGCUGCUUGUCUUUCUACUACCAGAGGAACCAAGCCAGAGGCAACUUCUUCUCCGUUUUCACAAGAGACCAGCUGGGUCACUAUGAGGAGAUCUGGAGGCCAGAAGUGUAUGCCACCUCCACUUGGAAACUUGUCCAGGUGGACAUAAAGGCACAACAUCCUUUAGAGGUGGUGUACGAGGUAGCGUUCAACAGUCCCCGCGGUGGCUAUGUGGCCUUGGAUGACAUCACCUUUUCUCCCCAGUUCUGCCACUCUGAAACAGAACCCACCUUUGACCCCUCCGUGGCUAACUGUGACUUUGAGGAGAGUCUGUGUCAGUACUACCAGGAGCGUGUAGGAGGGGCUGUCUGGAACAGAGUCUCUCUGAGACCAAACAUCUACAGGAUUGGAGACCACACUACAGGCUCUGGGUCCUUCCUCAUGGCCAACACUCGUUUUACCUCACGUCCGGGCUACGUGGGCCGUCUGCAUGGACCACACUUGCCGGGAAACCACAAGUACUGCCUCAGGUUCUACUACGCCCUGCAUGGCUUCAGGAAGAUUGACAAUGCUCUGGCCCUUUACAUCUACGAUGAGAAGAACGUUGCUCAGGAGAAGAUCUGGACUGUGUCCGAGGGAUCCAGAGACGUGUGGACGGAGGUGGAGGUUACCUAUCAGAAACCCAUGUCCACUAAGACAGUGUUUGUCAGCAUUUGCAGAAACCUCUGGGACUGUGGGCUUGUAGCUCUUGAUGACAUCACAGUGACGCUAGGAGACUGCCGUGUAACUGCAGGGCCGCUGCGACCACCUCCAGGACACUGCUACUUCGAGACAGGAGACUGUGGUUAUACUCAGGAGAAAAAGAGUAAGAAAGGACACUGGUUACGCAUCAGGGGACAAACGCCCACCUCCUACACAGGGCCCAGGGGGGACCACACCUUAGGGGUAGGGUACUUUAUGUACAUCGAGGCGUCCCACAUGUUGCCCGGUCAGUCGACACGGCUGCUGUCCCCAGAGCUGCGCGGGUCAGUAGGGCCACAGUGCCUGACCUUCUUCUAUCACAUGUACGGCUCAGGCACGGGCACCCUGAGCCUUCUGCUGCAGCGUGGCGAUAGCCUGAAGGAGAGGCUGCUCUGGAGGAGACAGGGAGAGCAGAGUAUCUCCUGGAUGAAGGCCACGGUGGAUUAUGACUGUUCAACCAGGCACAAGAUUAUAUUUGAAGUCAUCAGGGGCCCUUCAAUAAGAAGUGAUAUCGCUAUUGAUGACGUUGUGUUCGAAAAGGGACCAUGCAAAGAUCCUGGAGACAGCAUCUCAUACUCAGGCUUCUCUGAAAACUUCAAUGAGAUUGAGUACUGAGCGAGGCACUGGAAUAUUGAUGUGUGUUUGUAUCUGUUUGUGUGCUGGGGGUGGGUUUGUGUUGAGCAGUGUGGAGAAAGAUGUUUUACUAUGCAUGACUAAGCUAAGAGACGCUCUUUUCAUUGUUCCUCUCCAGUAAGAGAUAAAUGGUGUCUAGCUGAUAACAUUAGCCAGAUUUUUGUGAGGUCACGUAGACGGCUUUGGACCUGUCUCGUUUUAUACAUCUUGCUUAAUGGUUAUCAAGAAUUCAGAAGCUUUUUGGUUUUAGUGAAUUUUCUGUGUUGACGUUACCCAGCAUUUUGCCUUUAUCAGUGAUUGUUAAAGGUGUUUUAUUGCUGAGGUGAAAGUUUUGUUAUUUUAAAAAAAUCACGAACACCCAAAGAACAACUACAGUUAUUUGAUAUGGACACUUUGUAUUUAUGCAGUACAAAAAUGAAUUAUUUUCCAUUUUUUGUUUGCUCACUGUUCAAGUCAGGUAAUGAACUUUGAUUUACAGAGUCAGUUUUCAAAUUUUAUACCUUUUUUGUUUGUUGAUUAUUUGUAAAGUUUUUUAUAGAAUUACAGCAAUGUAUAAAUAAAGACCGAAGAAAACAUAAGGAUGUAUUACA